UUGAGACGAUUCUUGCUAUGAUCCAGGGUGGCUGUUGCCCAUUGAGGCUGGUAAGGUGGAAGGCCAACAGUAGGAGGAACCAGAGCCAACUUUUUGCCCCCAUCCUCCUCCCUGCUGAGUUCUAUAAUGGCAACACUAAGGAGGAGAAGGAGGAAGCUUACAGCCAAUGCCACUCCCUAGGCUGGAUAGUUUAAAUCUUUCGUAUCAAGAUUUGGGAGACCUUUACCAGAUAGAAAACUGUAAAAGGAUUCUCCGACGAUUAAUUCGAGUGGAGAGGCUUUGGCUGGUGGACAACUCACUGACAGAUCUAAGUGCCAUAGGCUUGCCAAGAUGCAAAGAACUGAAACUCAGCAAAAAUCAUUUUACAUCCUUCAGUCAGCUGCCAAAAAUACCUGAGAUUCAACAUCUGUCCCUUGAUGAGAACAACAUUGAGACUCUGCAGGGGUUAUCCACCCUAAGACACACUCCGUUAGAGUCUCUCGUACUCAAGAGGAACCCCUGUGAGUUUCAUGAAAACUACAGGCAGCUUGUGUUUUCCAACUUGCCAAACUUGAAAAUGCUGGAUGGGAUCCUGAAACUACCAGAGGACUGUCCUCCACCGGAAACUAGUUUUCUGUCAAAAAUAUGCACCAUACUAUAGCAUUAUAUUUUAUGACAGGACUGAAGGAAUUGCCACAUUUAAAAUAAUA
Molecule: messenger RNA, 689 nt
Organism: Rhineura floridana
Lineage: Eukaryota; Metazoa; Chordata; Lepidosauria; Squamata; Rhineuridae
Product: leucine-rich repeat-containing protein 23-like
Exons: 4
Coding region: 167-640 (157 amino acids)
Molecular function (GO): protein binding
Source: RefSeq, a predicted model, not a curated record